Molecule: messenger RNA, 7575 nt
Organism: Conger conger (European conger)
Lineage: Eukaryota; Metazoa; Chordata; Actinopteri; Anguilliformes; Congridae
Gene: frmpd3
Product: FERM and PDZ domain containing 3
Exons: 13
Coding region: 212-4936 (1574 amino acids)
Biological process (GO): signal transduction
Cellular component (GO): cytoskeleton
Source: RefSeq, a predicted model, not a curated record
CUGGCCAUUAACGAGGAGCCUGUUGGCGACGUGUCCAGAGAGAGAGUCAUAGACCUUGAGCUGCAAGGAAUCCAUUGUUCUGACUGUUGUCCAGCCCCAACAGUCACCCAAAUCUGCCUUUAUUAGUGCAGCAAAGAAAGCUCGUCUACGGACCAACCCCCCGAAAGUGCGCUUUUCUGAACAAGUGUCCAUCAGCGACCCAGACACCACAAUGCUGAAAGACGAUUCUUUGCUGCUUAUCCCUAAUGUUCUGAAGGUGUUCCUGGAGAAUGGACAGAUCAAGUCCUUCACAUUUGACAGCCGUACAACGGUCAGGGAUGUGAUCUCCUCACUGCAGGAUCGGCUGUCCUUACGCUACAUUGAGCAUUUUGCUCUUGUUCUGGAGUCUGGCGGGCUAGAUCAAAACCACCGGCUGCACCUGCUGCAGGAGAACCAGCCUCUGUCACAUGUGGUGCAGAGGACCUACUUCCAGGGGAUGAAGUGUCUAUUCCGCAUCUGUUUCUUCCCUAAGGACCCAGCUGACCUGCUCAGGAGGGAUCCUGCAGCAUUUGAGUACCUCUACAUACAGAGCCGCAAUGAUGUCAUCAAGGAGCGCUUUGGCAUGGACUGGAAGAACGAUGUCACGCUGAAGCUGGCUGCUCUCCACAUCUUUAUCACUGUGUCGGCUGCCAGGCCCAACCAGAAGAUCUCCCUCAAGCAUGUGGAGAAGGAGUGGGGCCUGGAGCCCUUCCUUCCCCUCACCCUGCUGCCCAUGGUGAAGGAGAAAAAUGUCUGUAAAACUCUCUCCCAGCUGCUAAAAACCUACCAACAUCCCCCACCUGCGGGCAGCAAGGUACCUCCUCUGCAGGGGAAGUUACAGUACAUGCGUGCAUUGAAUGAACUGCCACCUUUUGGGGGUCUACUCUUCCACACUGUGGGUCUGGACGAGAAGCAGUCAGCCACCUCCCUGCUGGUCGGGCCGCGGCACGGCAUAAGCCACGUCAUAGACCUGAAGAACAACCUCACUACCGUGCUUGCAGAGUUCAGUCGGAUUGCCAAGAUCCAGCUGUUCCGAGAGAACCAGGGUGUGGCCCGGGUAGAGCUGGUCAUCCUGGAUGCCAAGCCACUAGUCCUGUUGAUGGAGUGGCCAGAUGCCACCAAUUUUGCCAGUCUCAUAUCUGGCUAUUACAAACUGUUCGUAGACCCCAAGAAGACCAUUUACUGCCGGACACCUGGUCAGUCUCACAUGAUCAAGGCAGAUUACAGAAGCACCCACGUCGCCCCAUGGCCCACACCCUCAACGUCCAGCAGCAGCCGGCGCUCAGAGGAGAGAGAGGGCCCCCCCAGGGACCCAUCCCGGGGGCCAACCGCCCCGCUAGAGCCCCAGCACUUGGGCCUCUGUCACAUACACCUGAAGGAGCAGCAGCAGCUGCAGGAACUCCAGGCACAGGGUGAUGCUGAGGCCGAAGUGGACAUAAAUGAGAACCUUGUCUCUGGGGAUAUAGGCCGGCCACGCACCAAAUCCGACCCCACGCUUAAGAGCUCUGAGUCUAUUGCAGGGCUAGAGGGGCACAGUCAAGACAGCCCUGUGUUCCGAGGGCGGGCCUACACUCUAGAGCCUUCUCAGCGGCGUACUCGCUUCUUUUGCGACUCCUGCAAGGCCAAGCUGAAGGCAGCGGCCAAGGGGGUGGUGGCGGUGAACGGAGGAGGCGGGCCUCAGCAGCUUGCUCUGCGCCGUUGCUCCAAUGCCUGCGCCGCCCGUGACGGGGGUGCUGUGGACCUCACAUCCCUCCCACUCCCAGGCAGUGAGGAGGACGAGGAGAUAGAAGAGAAGAAUGAGAAGCUGAGGCCGCCCCCUCCUGCUAUCGCUGCUCCGCCACCUGGAUUCAGGGACAACAGUUCCGAUGAGGAGGACCCCAAGAGGGCACAGAAAGCCCAGGCCGGGGCCACAGCAGGAGGAGGUGGGCGGGAGGAGGUGCCCAUCACGCUGAUUGACAGCGUGGCCACGCGGACAGUUCGGGAUCACGCGCAAGAGUUGGACGAUGCCCUGGUGUCCACCCUGCAGGCGUUGGAGGCCCUGGCAGCAUCUGAGGAUUACCCCCAACAUCACCAGCAGCCCCCACAGACUGCAGGGCUAAUUGUGCUGGCGGCCAUAACCCCAGAGUCCUCCUUGGACUCUGGACAUGAGACCAACUCUUCUGAGCUGACUGAUGUCUCUGAGAUGGUCUCAGCCAUGAAGCAAAACCAGACAUACCUGCUGGCUCACCACAUCAACAAGGAGCGCUUCUUCAGCCGCCGUGACUUUCCCCUUACAAUCCCUGCCUGCACCACCCAAACUCUAAGCAGUGGUGCCCUGUCCCUGGGCCAACUGCGUGCCACCUGCCCCCCCAAACCUGUCAUACUCAGCAAGACCGUGCCACUGAUAGUCAGCCCCAGCCAGGAGACUCCGAGCCCCAGCCUCACAGUGGAGCAGAGCCAGACACAAGCUCCAGUUCAGAGUGACUUGAGCACAGUGGAGACCAAGUCAGAGCCUCCCCCUGGGGGUAUGGCUGACCCCUCCCCUCAGGCUGCUAAGGAACUGAAAGUAGCCGAUCAAGGGGAGAUGUGCCAGGUUGGCAAAGACAAGACGAUGCUUGGACCCAAAGAGGGCCAGUUGAGCAUCAAUCCUCCUGUGGAUGUGAAGGGCAAAGUCUCCAGUGCUACUAGCCCUGAAACUACCAACAAAGCCUUACCAAUACUCAUGCCUGUGGACAAAGCUGUUUCUGCAAAAAUUUGCCCGACAAAUAUGUGCCAAGAUGCCGAGACUGCCUCCAGUAAGACCAGCAAGCCUUCAACCUCCAACAACAAGGGUCCCUUACCAGUGGAUGACCUGUUCUGCACGUGCCCAGUACGGCCUGGACCCAAGCCUUCCCUGAGGCUGAAGGACCCACAGGCCCAGAAGGUGGUUGUGUUCCACUCCUCCUCCCCAACAGAUGAUGAGCGUCUCCGUGCCAAAGCAAAGGGUUUGCAGCUGUCCAGCAGCAAAGAGGGUGGGACACAGGGACCAGAGCCCAGCCUGCCAAAGCAAAGCCUCCUGGUCCCACCAAGGUUCUCUCCACGCCCUGAAAAGACAGAGCGCAAAGACAUGCCAGAUGUAAAGACAGAGGUAAAAGCUAACAAUGACACACAGAAAGCACCCAAGGUCCUGCCCAUGUUGGUAGAAACCACUCUGACCACGAGCUACGCAGACAAGGCUGCGACAAUCCCUGCCAUAGAGCAUAAGAAACAGGGUGGUGGUAGUGCUGGCAACAGCAGGGGUCACAAGCAGCAGCGUACUGCUCCCUUCCUUAGCUUCCGUAACUUACUUUCCGCAACUUUCCCAGCCCGGCUGCGCCGUGAGACAGACGAACGACAGGCUCAGCUACAGAAGGUGCGGCAGUAUGAGCUGGAGUUCCUAGAAGAGCUGCUUAAACCUAAGGCGGCCCAGGCUGAGUUUCUGCCCCCGGGACCCUCCCCGGUGCCCGGGGGCACCCCCUGCUCCUGCCAGCUGCGCUCCAGCCCUGUACAGAAAGUUCCUGGUGUCUCCCGUGAGCAGCGGCGCAGUUGUGACUGCAAGAGGCUGUGCCGGGGGAUCCGGCUGCCUGACACGCCAGUGGGAUCCGCUGCCGAGCGCAGAGGGAGAGAGAGGGCAGUCUCAAAGACCCCUCCAGCUGUGACUAAGGUGUCACAUUUACCUGAAGGACCCAGGAGACCUCAUACCUUGGAGAUCAAGACUACCAGAAUCCGCUCCUCCAGCCUGGAGUCCCGGGAGCCUCGUGGGGAAGCGGCAUCCUGCCUGCCCACCUGUACCUCCCGCCCUGAAUGCUUGGGUGCUCCCCAGUACAAGAAACUCCAGAGGCGGUACAGCAUUGGGGAGGCUGAGGGAAAUGAGAAUGCACCCCUCUAUGCUGAGGUUAAGCCCAAAUCCAAGAGUCUGGAAAAGGAAAUGGAGCGAGUGAGGGCAACAGGCCUGAGGCUUCCCACCCCUGUGGAGCCAUGCUAUAGCAGCAUCAGGGAUGGGAAGAGGAAGGGUGUGUUCUCCAUCCAGGGCGAUGAGAUCCCUCGGGAGGGGCGAACUGGAGCAGGGGAGGUGCUGCUGGGGCUGCCAAGUGAGGAUAAUGAUGACCGGGAAAAGUGCUGCUCCUUCUGCUUCUGUUACCGUAAGUGUGAGGCGGCCGACGAGAGCAGCGAGAAGGAUGAGCUAUCCUACUCCAUUCCUCUGCAGGUCCUGCCUGGCAUGCAGCUGGAUGCCCACUCCAUGCCCGUGGUCAGCAAGACCCUGCAGGUCCUCAAUGCGGAGGACUGCAGCGGGGAGGAGGAGGUAGAGCUGGAAGAGGAGGAGGAAGAGGAGGAGCCACAGAGCCAGGAGAUUGACCUACGGGCCAGCAGCAGCCUAGAGGGCAGCCUGGCACGUGUGCAGGCUCUCCAGGGUAAAACCUUCUCCCUGCCCGAUGGCUUUCUCAGCGCCCAGCUUGAUGCUAAUGAGCUGCUGGCCAUUCUGCGUCAGUGUGCCAGUGGCGGACCCCACACAGAGGGCGAGCCCCAGCUGCAUUCGGCACGGCUAGCUGAGUACAAGCAGGAGCUAGCGAUUCGCUUCAAGGAGUUUCGGGCAUCGUGCCGGCGAGUGGCCGGGGUGGAGAAGAGCCCCACACGAAUGCUGAACGCCGUCACCGCCAGCUUCCAGGUGCUGUGCGGCCUGACACAGACCUUCAUCCAGUUGGUGCGUGGGGUGCGUUCCGAGGCCCAGCGCCUGCAGCUUCUGCGCAAGGUUGAAGAGGUGGCCAUCAACUACACACUCCUCCUACGCGCCGCCGAAGAGUCCAUGGGCCACUCCAGCAGCUUACCUGCCAAGAAUUCUGGUCUCCCGUCUGGGCCUCCUCUUACUACCAUGACUGCAGGCUCCCUCAACCGCCCCAUCAAGACCCUGAUCACCAAGUGAGGCUUGUGCUUCUCUCAUCCAUGGGGGGUCUCAAAGAACAUGAGCACCUAUACCCCACAUGACACACACAUACAUAAACACAUGUGCACACACGCAAACACACACACACAUACACACACACUUCUUGCUCCAUUCUGUGACACAUCCAGUGAGGCUGACAUGACAGUCUGGAGUGAACUGGGUGCACUCCCCACCCUGGGAUUCACCAUACUGACUUACUGUUUACAUUCAUUUCCCAUAACAGUACUUGCUACGAUAUCUUGGGACGGUACUGGGAAGCAAGUGCUCCUUGACAUGUGUUUACAGAGGCAGCAUCAGCACAGGCAUUGCACCACUGGUCCUACAGCAUUAGCAGAACCCCUCUUAAACCACCACAUCUGUGCAGGGGUGAGAACUGGACUGGGACCUAGGACCUAGAGAGAUGCACACAUGCAGAUAAGACGUACAAACAUACUCAGACAGGCAAUAUAGGCAGGGCUAUAAGUGAGACCUAUGGCUUAAUGCUACAGGGUGGAGUAUUGUCUUUGUCAAACUGAUUAAGUGUUUGUUUUGUUUUGUUUUUACUUUGCAAAGGAUAAACUUUUUUGUGUCAAAAAUAAUAUUUAUCAUAAAUUAUUAUUAUGACUAUGAUCAUGACAAUUAGGAUAACAUAUCCAACAUCCAGUGAGCACUGAGAAAAAAAUUCCUCAACAAAAAUAUCAAGUAGCGGAUUCUGUAAAAAUUAGUUUGUGCAAAAGCAUUGGUUGGGUUCGAUCAUAUGUUUGUUUGUACAUUUCUUUGAUCAUUGUGACAUGAUACAGAGUGCUUCACUGGAUAUCUGGACAAUCUUUAAGUGUCUUAAGUGCAUCUUCAAUGCGUACAGUAUAUUCACACUGUUGGACUUUGUGUCACUGAAAAAUUUUAAAUGGCCACAUGUUUGGACUGCAUUAUUUGUGAGGCACAGAUGCACAUGCACACACAUGUGGAGUGGAGACACAGGUAAGGCACACCUGCUCAGGGCAGUCAAUGUAGCAGAAAUCCAAACUCAUGGCUCAUCUAUGUCAGUAGAGACUGAUUGCUCUUCUUUGAGGGAGUGCAGCCUCAACUUGCUGGGUCUAGCCCGGCACUUUCCUCAUGAUCUGAACACUGCUUUUCACAAGGCACUGAAGAGGCUUAAAGACACAUGCCCAAAACUAACUGGGCACCUCGAUUAAUGCAACAAUAUCUGCCUCAUUAUGGAGGAAACGGAUUCCGCAGGUGAGUAAGCUUGGAAUUUGUGCAGCUUCCAUGUUGUCCCCAUAUGUAACAACCGGAUUCUGUUCUCAGCACACAUCAUGCUCAGUGUCUCUGCUUUUUUUUCAGCACAGCUUAGAGAAUUAGUGGCUCACUAUUUUUUACAUUUGACAAGGAGAACAAGGGGGCUAAAUAGCCCUCCAUGUGGCGCCCUUUGUUUUUUAAAUGAUUUUAUAUCACAGAAAAUAGCUUCUAAUUCUACAGUACACACUUUCCUUUCAAAUUAAUCUCACUCUUUGCCACGCCCCCCCCCCCCACCCCCCCACCCCCCGCAGAAAAAAAAACAAAACAAAAAAAACCUGACGCUGCUGUUUUUUUUAAGUACUGUUUAUCCGUUGUGCAUCCUUGGAAAUUGAAGAAACACACAUAAAAGUAGUUUUUUAUGUAUUUUAAUAAAGCAAACACCUGUUUGUUGUCUGAACACUUUUUUUCUGUCUCUUCCUGUACCCUCUGUUGACAAACCGAACUCACAUAAAGGUUUACAAAGUCCUGAAGCCCAUGUUGUUUGCAGUUUCAUUCAGAUUCUGCUUACUUGAUCCCUAGUCUGCUUGCUGUCAUGGGUGAGAUUCAUAUGUGCCAUAUGUUCUUCAUAUCACUCUGUCUUACACGUUGCCAUAUUUCCACCUUUGUCUUCCUGGAUUUGCACAGUAGAGAUAACAUGGUUUCUUCUGCUCGUGAGUCAUACUUCUCUAUGUAUUUUGGAGAUGGUUUAGGCUGGACAGCCCUGUUUCACUAGAAUGGCGGUUGGGCAUACAAACAUACGAGCCCCUCACUGCUUCUCAUCUCUAUGAUGGUGUAUGAUUAUGUAAUCAACUUGUAAAUAGUGUAAAUUAAAUAGGAUAUUUGUGAGGAGGCAGAUACUUUUAAAAUAUUCAAUAUUGGCAGUGUAAAGAUUUAUCAUAAAUGCUUCACUGUUUUUGUAAAACAAAAAGAAUCGUAACAUGACUGUACCUUAUUUAUAGUAGUAAUGUAUCAUAGAAAUGAAUAGUGGAAAGCUAUAUUUUAAAGAAUAUACAUAACUAUAAAGCAUGGGCCAUGUUUAUUUUUAUAAAAUAUUUCCAUUUUGAUCCUACUUUUCUCCCACAAAUUUUAUGAAAAGUGUUUUUCAGGUUUUUUUUAUCACAAGUUGAAUAUUUAGUUGUGACAUGCAUUGUUUGGUUGCAUUCCCAAAAUGUUACUAUGUCCCUCUGUUCCAUACUCUUGUGGAUUUUCUUUUGUAAUUUAUUGCCUCAUUUAUUUAUUAACUUAUUUAUUUGAUUAUUUUUGUCAAAUAUCUUGUCUUCAAUGUGGUCCUCUGUCUGUGUAUAACGUGGUUCAUGUUUUAAUAGCAAUAAAGUGUAUUCAUGUUAAUACAUUCAACUUAAAAA